Molecule: messenger RNA, 1449 nt
Organism: Triticum urartu
Lineage: Eukaryota; Viridiplantae; Streptophyta; Magnoliopsida; Poales; Poaceae
Source: RefSeq, a predicted model, not a curated record
AUGACCGGCAGUGUAUUUACCUCAGAGAACUAUCUCAUCUAUCUUCAAGACAGGAUGGAGAGCUACUUGCAGUCAUAUGCAUCCCUCUGCGGCCUUGCACUUAUUGUUGCAGGGUGGCUGGUGCACUGGGUGUACAAGUGGAACAAUCCUCCGUGCAACAUUGGGAGGCUUCCUCCUGGAUCCAUGGGCUUCCCUCUCGUUGGCGAGUCCUUACAGUUCACGAGGCCAAGCCUUUCUCUCGACAUCUCAGGCUUCUACAAGCAAAGGCUGAAAAGGUACGGCACGUUGUUCAAGACGAACCUGGUUGGACACCCGGUGGUGGUGUCCAUGGACGCGGACGUGAACCGCUUCAUCUUCCAGCAGGAAGGCAAGCUGUUCCGGAGCUGGUACCCGGACACGGCCAACAGCAUCUUCGGAAAGGACAGCAUGGCCAACUGCGACGGCUCCGUCCACAAGUACGUCCGCAGCUUCGCGGCCAGGCUCUUCGGCCCCGACAGCCUCCGGGACGUGCUCCUCGCUGAGAUAGGGCGCAGCGUGACGCAGAACCUUGCUGCAUGGGCCGCGGAGCCUGUCAUCGAGGUCAAGGACGCCAUGGCCACGAUGAUAUUUGACCACACGGCCAAGAAGCUUGUUGGUUUUGGCCCCGAAAAGUCAAGGAAACUUAGGAAGAACUUUGAUGCCUUCUUCCAGGGAAUGGUUUCCUUCCCGCUGUAUUUUCCUGGGACAACAUUCUACGGAUGUAUACAGGGAAGGAAAAACGUGCAAAAGGUACUCACGGACCUACUAAAAGAAAGGCUCAGUACACCUCAGAAGCGACACGGUGACUUCCUCGAUGAGGUGGUCGACGAGCUACAAAGUGGGACGGGAAUGAUGAGCGAGAAAUUUGCUGUAGAUUUCGUUGCCGCCCUCCUGUUCGCCGCCUUUGCAACAGUCUCGUCAACGCUCGCGAUCGGCAUGAAGUUUCUCAGGGCAUCUCCAGCCGUUCUACAAGUCACAUGGGACGAAUACAAGUCCAUGACAUUCAGUGCUCAGGUCACGAAUGAGAUAGUUCGCCUCGGUAGCGUGGCCCCUGGAAUAUUCAGGAAAACACUAGCAGACGUGCAAGUGAAAGGCUACACGAUCCCCGCUGGUUGGCUCGUGAUGAUCAGCCCCAUGGCUAUCCAUCUGAACCCAGAAUUCUAUGAAGAUCCCCUGACCUUUAAUCCAUGGAGGUGGCAGGAUGAGUCCAGGAAGAGCAUUCUACUCAAGAACUUCGCGCCAUACGGAGGUGGGGUAAGGCACUGCCUGGGAGCAGAGUUCAGCAAGGUUCAGAUCGCGGUCUUCCUCCAUACCUUGGUGACAAACUACCGAUGGAAGGAGAUAAAAGGCGGCGAAGUGCAGCGCAUAACGAAGAUCGUGUUUCCAAAGAGAUACCACAUCCAGAUACUCCCUCCUUUCAAAGGUGUGUGA